This is a messenger RNA of Henningerozyma blattae CBS 6284, 1038 nucleotides long. It is a transcript of the gene GOR1, whose product is annotated as glyoxylate reductase. The transcript has a single exon. The coding region runs from base 1 to 1038 and encodes 345 amino acids. The record is from RefSeq and is a predicted model, not a curated record. Gene Ontology annotation, molecular function: hydroxypyruvate reductase [NAD(P)H] activity; NAD binding; glyoxylate reductase (NADPH) activity. Gene Ontology annotation, cellular component: cytosol. NCBI's taxonomy places the organism in Eukaryota, Fungi, Ascomycota, Saccharomycetes, Saccharomycetales, Saccharomycetaceae.
AUGUCAUCUGCUCCAGUUAUCUUAAGAUUAGGUAGUAUUAGAUACGCUCAAGAAGCUUGGGCCAAUGUUGAGAAAAAAUAUAAUGUCUUGGCCAUUGAAUCUGAUAUGACCCGUGAAAAAUUCUUGAAAGAAUUGAAAGAACCAAACGGUAGAUUCUCCACAAUUAAAGUUAUUUCAAGAACUUACGAAAGUAUUGCUUUAACUGGUAGAUUUGAUGAAGAAAUUGCCAAUGCUUUACCAAAGAGCGUUAAGGCUGUUUGUCAUCAUGGUGCUGGUUACGAUCAAAUCGAUGUCGAACCUUUAAGAAAGCUACAAAUUCAAGUUUCUCAUACACCAGGUGCUGUUGAUGGUCCAACAGCUACUACUCAUGUUUUCUUAUUAUUGGGUGCUAUGAGAAACUAUUCUAUUGGCUCCCAUAACUUACAUCAUGGUUUAUGGCCAGGUAACGGUUCUGGUGCUACCGCCCCAAUUGGGCGUGAUCCAUCUGGUACCGUUGUCGGUAUUAUUGGUUUAGGUGGUAUUGGUAGAGCUAUUGCUCAACGUUUACAACCUUUUGGUUUCAAGAGAAUUGUUUAUCACAACAGAGAAAGAUUAGAUCCAAAAUUGGAAUAUGGUUGUGAAUUUGUUUCAUUCGAUGAAUUAUUAAAAGUGUCUGAUGUUAUCUCUAUCUCUAUUCCAUUAAAUAAAUCUACUCACCAUAUGAUCAACAAGGAAGUCUUUGAAAAGAUGAAGGAUGGUGUUUGUCUUGUUAACACAGCUAGAGGUGCUGUCAUUAAUGAAGCUGAUUUAAUUGAAGCUUUGAAAAGCGGUAAGGUUAGAACUGCCGGUUUGGAUGUUUUCGAAUUUGAACCAGAAGUUCCAAGUGAAUUAAUCAAGAUGCCACAAGUUUUGGAUUUACCACAUAUGGGUACUUACACUGUUGAAGCUGUCAAAGGUAUCGAAGAAAAAUGUAUUUGUAACGUUGUCAGUUAUUUGGAAACUGGUAGAGUUGCUAAUCUAGUUUUCGAAGAAAAAGAUGACGAUUGGGUUGGAAAAUAA